Ochlerotatus camptorhynchus is the source of this 2181-nucleotide messenger RNA. RefSeq names its product dnaJ homolog subfamily C member P58IPK (gene P58IPK). The transcript is spliced from 3 exons. The record is from RefSeq and is a predicted model, not a curated record. Gene Ontology annotation, molecular function: misfolded protein binding; protein-folding chaperone binding. Gene Ontology annotation, biological process: protein folding in endoplasmic reticulum. Gene Ontology annotation, cellular component: endoplasmic reticulum. The coding region runs from base 213 to 1703 and encodes 496 amino acids. Lineage: Eukaryota; Metazoa; Arthropoda; Insecta; Diptera; Culicidae.
CACGUCAGUCGUUCAAAAACUAUCGCCAAUUGGACAAAAUCAUCACAAAAAGCAACGGAGACGGACAGAAAUUGGUUAACUCUUGGGUGAUAGCAAUAGGUUCCAGUGAAAAUAUGAACGUUUAGUAUUCGGAUGUCCAUCGGGAGAAAAAAAGUGUGUGCUUUAAUAGUUUGUGUGUGUGAAAAUCAAGGAAAAGAUCCAAUCACGGAAGGAUGCUGUCAAACAUCUACGAAAUGUCGCAACUUAGCGAUAGUCGAAGGCUGACCACGGUGCUGAUGUUUCUAUUAUUAGAACUGUUUUUCGACCGUGCCGAUUCGGCUGCAUCACAAGCAGAGAUCAAUCGUCAUCUAGAAAUGGGAAGAGAUCUGCUCACAAAAGGACAGCUGUCGGAUGCGCUUACGCACUAUCAUGCCGCUGUUGAGGGUGACCCGAACAACUAUCUGACGUACUUCAAACGUGGCACGGUAUACCUGGCUUUGGGUAAAGCUAAAUUCGCCAUCAACGAUUUCUCCCGGGUGUUGGAGUUGAAGCCGGACUUCAUGGCGGCCCGCGCCCAACGUGGUCAAGUGUACUUGAAAAUGGGCGAUUUCGACAACGCAGAAAUAGACCUGAUGAACGUGCUGCGAAUGGAUCCGCACAACCACGAAGUCAACUUCCAGUACGCUAGGAUCGAUCCCGCACGGGAGCAAUGGGUUCUCUGUUUGGAUGUUAUUUCACGAGGUGACUAUACAACGGCCAUAGCCCUGUUGACACAGUUGCUGGAAAUCUGUCCUUGGUCUGUGGAAAUCCGGGAAGCCCGAGCUCAGUCCUAUAUUCGAAUCGGAGACCGCCUGGCCGCCGUCAGUGACUUCCGGUCGGUGAAUCGGUUAUCUCAUGAUAGUACCGAAGGCUACUACACCCUGUCGAAGAUUCUCUACGACUUGGGCGAUUCAGGGACGGCUCUGAAAGAGAUUCGCGAAUGCUUAAAGCUAGAUCCUGAGCACAAAGACUGUUUUCCAUUGUAUAAGAAAAUCAAGAAGGUGGACAAGGUUUACGUAGAUGCUCAGCAAGCCUUAGAAGAACAGCGGUACGCUGAUUGCACACAACAGGCCGAAAAAAUCAUCAAGCUGGAACCGAACGUUCCAAUGAUUGUCUACAACGGCAAACAAUUGCUCUGCUCCUGUUUGGUCAAAGAUGAACAGUUCACAGCCGCCGUUGGCAGAUGCCGGGAGGCACUGGACAUCUAUCAGGAUCCAGAAGUCAUGUGUGAUCGUGCAGAAGCUCUCAUCGGCGCAGAAAUGUACGACGAUGCCAUCCACCAGUAUCGCGAGGCACUGGAAGUAAACGAUGGCUUCCAGCGCGCAAAGGAAGGUAUCGAACGAGCUCAGAGGCUACAGAAGCAAUCGGAACGAAGGGAUUACUAUAAAAUCCUUAACGUGAAACGAUCCGCUGAUGACAAGGAAAUCAAGAAAGCUUACCGAAAAGCUGCCCAAAAGUGGCAUCCGGACAACUUCCAGGGCGAUGAAAAGAAGGUUGCAGAGAAGAAGUUCAUCGAUAUUGCCGCCGCAAAGGAAGUGCUCACCGAUCCGGAAAAGAGGCGACAAUUCGAUGCCGGUGAAGAUCCGCUAGAUCCGGAAGCCAACCGCAACGGUUUCGGUGGGGGAAAUCCGUUCCAUCACUUCCAGCACGGGUCACCGUUCCAGUUCAAGUUCCACUUCACGUAGAGUACAUCAUAGGAUUAUUUUUUUUUUCGGCGCCCCAGGAUGGGUGAGUUGUUCUCUAGAUCCCCCUUCCUACAUUAUUCCCCAACUGUCCACCUGUUGAUGCCGUGUAGUGCCAGCUUUAAUUUAUUGUCCUUAUUAAUUUUUUUUAUUCGUAAAGUGAACGAAAUUUCAUUAUUUUUUUUCAUCAGUAUAAUGAGCACAGUCGAAUUUAGCAAGCAAUGGUCGUUUUUGUUUUUAACUGUGGAGAAGUAUGAGAAACUCUACAAAAAUCAACAGAAAAGCAAAGUGAUGUGAGAAAAUGUGAAAAGAUACGGAGGAAACGUGAUUUGAUUCAGGGCCACAUACUCAAAAUUGCUAGUUUCCUUAUUUUUUCACCUUUUCCAAACGAUUAAUUUAAAGAACUGAUUAAGAGAGUAAAAUAAAAAAAAAACCUAGUGUAAAUAAACGCUUGAUCACAACUAAUGAUUAGUAAAAUGAA